AUGGCCCCAAACACCGCCAUUUCUGCCCAAGGACCUUCAACCAUCAUCGACUGGACUCAACUUCUCAAUGAAGAAGCCAACGAAUGGACCGGUAAGGCACCAAAGAAGACAUCUAGAAAGAAUAACUCCAGUGCUCCCUAUCCUGCCUCUGAUCCGUCUGCUACUAUGGUCAAGAAUAGAAGUCAGAACAUCACCAACGUCGGUAAACCCAAACGGACCAGAAAAUCAGCUGAGAAACCAAAGGAACCAGUCAAUGAACCCGAGAAGAUCGUUCCAGAAGAACCAGAAGCUCCAGAAUUUCCUGAGAAGAAGAAGAAGAUCAAGAGGAUUCCAAUCCCCAAGAACGAGACGGCGGCCGACAUGAUGCUUCGAGCUUUUGAUCUUCCAGACGACGACAGCGACGCCCGAGGUCUACUGAUGUUCGGCAUUUACCCCAGCAAAUAUUUUUAUUAA
Molecule: messenger RNA, 453 nt
Organism: Caenorhabditis briggsae
Lineage: Eukaryota; Metazoa; Nematoda; Chromadorea; Rhabditida; Rhabditidae
Exons: 1
Coding region: 1-453 (150 amino acids)
Source: RefSeq, a predicted model, not a curated record